Diachasma alloeum is the source of this 1417-nucleotide messenger RNA. Its product is annotated as E3 ubiquitin-protein ligase TRIM37. Gene Ontology annotation, cellular component: peroxisome; aggresome. Gene Ontology annotation, biological process: protein autoubiquitination; negative regulation of centriole replication. NCBI's taxonomy places the organism in Eukaryota, Metazoa, Arthropoda, Insecta, Hymenoptera, Braconidae. The transcript has 5 exons. Gene Ontology annotation, molecular function: tumor necrosis factor receptor binding; ubiquitin protein ligase activity; zinc ion binding. The record is from RefSeq and is a predicted model, not a curated record. Bases 148 to 1242 code for a protein of 364 amino acids.
UUCUAAAGCUGGUAAUCUCCCCUAUAAUCUCUGCUUCGCGUGUUACAAAAAAAAUGUUUCAAUACGCAAAAAAAAAAAAUUAGAAGAAAAAAAUUGUGAAAAUGUUCAAUUAAAUUGUCAAGGAUAACUAUUAAAAUUAUAAUAAAAAUGGCCAACAGGAAUCACAAUAUCUCCAACGCUCGUGUCACUGCAGAUGAACACAGUGUCGAGUCACUGGCUGAAGUGUUUAGAUGUUUCAUUUGCAUGGAAAAGUUGCGAGAUGCACAUUUGUGCCCUCACUGCAGUAAAUUGUGUUGUUACACAUGCAUACGAAGAUGGUUAACAGAACAGAGAUCUCAGUGUCCCCAUUGUCGUGCCUCUUUGCAUUUGCACGAGUUGGUAAAUUGUCGGUGGGUGGAGGAGGUUACGCAGCAGUUGGAUACACUCCAAGCCACUGGAUUAACAAAUCCAAGAUUCGAUGAGUCACGAGAUAGGUGUUCAGUGCAUAGAGAAAAAUUGUCAGUUUAUUGUUGGACCUGUGGCCGAUGUAUCUGUCAUCAAUGUGCCCUUUGGGGUGGCACUCACUCCGGACACACUUUCAAACCCCUCGAGGAGGUCUACGAACAACAUGUAACACAAAUUAGUGGAGAAGUUGGUCAAUUGAAAAGGAGACUCAUGGAACUCGUCAGUUUGGUUCAGGAAGUGGAACGCAACGUAGAGUGUGUACGAGCAGCGAAAGAUGAACGAGUCCGUGAAAUAAGAAAUGCAGUUGAACUAAUGAUAGCUCGCCUAGACUCUCAGCUCAAGGCCAAACUUCUGACCCUGAUGGGCCAAAAAAACUCAUUAACAUUAGAGUCAGAGCAGCUCGAGGCUCUUCUCCAAGAAAUUGAGCAUCAACUGCACACGUGUACAAGGUCAGAGCUCAUACUUAAGAGCUCCGAAUUAUCUAGGAUGAUUCAUCAGGUUAGAAAGAAGCCAAUGACCAGUUUUGUAACCGCUCCAGUGCCAGCUGACUUCCACAGUGAAAUUGUCCCCGGUUAUGAUUCAGCAACAUUUGUCAUGCAAAAUUUUACCCAAUUGCAACUGAAAGCAGAUCCUGUUUAUUCGGCGCCACUCCACGUCAAUGGCCUAUGCUGGAGGCUUAAGGUUUAUCCAGAUGGAAAUGGCGUUGUCAGGGGCAAUUAUCUCUCGGUUUUUCUGGAGCUGAGUGCUGGACUUCCAGAAACUUCCAAAAUCCAAAGGCGGAUAGUGGAACUCAUCUAAGUCGACUUGUAGAAGCUCAAACCUCUCGAUCGUCUGACAACAUCAAACCAACCUUUCAGAAACUCCCCAAUCAUGCACGGAAACCUAUUUCUUUAGACACUGCGAUCCUAAUACCAAAUUUUUCAAUAGAAUCAAACAACUGAGAUCACGCCAUUGCCAACCCGCGGCGCUCGGA